This is a messenger RNA of Volvox carteri f. nagariensis, 624 nucleotides long. RefSeq lists its product as uncharacterized. The transcript is spliced from 3 exons. The coding region runs from base 1 to 624 and encodes 207 amino acids. NCBI's taxonomy places the organism in Eukaryota, Viridiplantae, Chlorophyta, Chlorophyceae, Chlamydomonadales, Volvocaceae. The record is from RefSeq and is a predicted model, not a curated record.
AUGGCUUUCCAUACCGUUGAUCGGACGCGAUUGGCGUCACAGGUCCCCGGCCUAUUCUCUAUGUAUUUCAUCAUAUUUAUUCUUGCUAACGCAGGUUUGUCGGCUGCUGCGAUUGGCGUGGAUGAGAGAGGCGCUGAGGCCGUUGAUCUGCAGCAGGCCGGCAAACGUAAUACACCGCCACCACCACCACCACCACCACCACCAAGAUCACCACCACCACCACCACCAAGAUCACAACCACCACCACCACCAAGAUCACAACCACCACCACCACCAAGAUCACAACCACCACCACCGCCACCACCAAGCAACAAGCCACCUUCCCCGCCACCGCCCGUGCCCACUCGCCGCCCACCUCCACCCCCUAACAACCCGCCACCGGAAUCGCCGGUGACCUUAUCAGCGGUGCUGCGCCGCCGUCGCCCCAUCCCGCCGCCACCCCGCCCCGACCGGCCUCCCCGCCCUACCCGGCCACGCCGCCCAAGCCACCCUGUAUCGCCACCCGACAUGGCGCCGCCGCCGGAUGAGUAUCAGCAGCCACCGGACAGGUUCCCUAGUUCCCCACCACCCUGGAGCCAACCACCAACUGACUACGUGGCAAUUGAUUUUGCUAAAUUCGCCUAG